GAGAUAGCAGGCGGGCCGCGGUCGGCGGCGCGUCGCCUCAGUAUCGCGUUAGUAUCCGGCCGGGCCGCACACGGCAUGCCGCUCCAUCGCUCCGAGCGGUCGCGCAACCGAACACGCUCUCGAUAACUCGCACUCGUUCACAGAGAUACGCGUCGGUGGGAAAUGUUACUGGUGUACAUUACCUUCCCUGUGCGAUGUCGAUUUACACCAAUAAUACCAGUGUUCAGUUAUACGAGUUAGAGUUACAAUAACCGCAAGUGAACACGAUCCAGUUGGAAACUGUAGGAAAGUGACACGGCCGUUGGGAAACUAGCGCGGUUUUGAAAAACAACGCUUUUGUGUGAACUGUACGGCGAGUGUCACUACUGACGGCUCAAAAUAUAACCGAAAGUGAUAUUACCUUUGACGGAUACAAAAAGUGCUUCCGAUCCGAUCGCCGGCCGUACGCACUUACAAUUUGUACAGAUCGUGCGAUCACGGGCGCGGGUAUCGCUUGCGGCGCCGCCGGCCGCGUCACCGAGCCCCAACACGACUGUCGCUAUGACAUAUUGAUGCGAAAAAUGCGUACGAAAAUGUAUGGUGGCAACCGAACUGGUAGCAAUUGAUAUAGAUAUAGUGUGUAUCGACUGUGUGUUGUGUGCGUGCGGGCUAUGCGAGCGGGUGUUGUGCAGUGACGGCGCCCGGGCGGCUGCCAUGGGCGCGGCGCGCCAUGCGUCUGCGCACGCGCCCGCUGCGGCUGCUCCUAGCGGCGCUGGCGCUCGCCUCGUGCGCUGCCGCUCCCGCCCCCGAGCCGCGCGCGCAGCGCUCCGCCAACCUCAGCCACAUCACCGGCACCUCGCGCACCAUACAGAUGUUCCUCAAGAAUCGAUACCUGCAGCUCCUGCCCGAUGGCACCGUCAACGGCACCACCGAAGGCAGCAGCGUUUACACAAUACUUCAGCGUGCGACGUACAAGCCAGGCCACCUCACGAUCCAGGGGGUCUCCUCGUGCCUCUACCUCUGUAUGGACAUCUGCGGAUUCCAAUACGCACAUAAGGAUCUCUCGGACGACUGCGUGUUCCAGGAACAUAUAGAGGAGAACAACUAUAACACAUAUUCGCGGAUACGGAACGGGAAGAAGACGUUUGUUGCGCUCGACAACCGCGGCAAGGCGCGCCGCACGCAGAUACCGGUGUCGCGCCCUCUCGGCAACCUCUCCACAUACGCGCUCACGCUCACCAACCGCUGGGAGGGACCCAAGCAAACCCACUGUCCGCCGCGACGGCACCGCGGGAAGCUAAAACGGCCGCCGCCCAGGCACAGAAACUGCAUGUCACGAGUACAGAAGCAAAACUCGAGGCACAAAAGGAAGCACAAGAAGGCUAACAAUCCCAAGAAGAAACAACGACACCCCAAGUCGAGGAGAAAACACGACAACGGCACCACCACCACGACGGAGAUGACGUGGGACGAGUCGACCAUGUCCACCAUGUCGACCACCACCGACGCGGAGUUUUUUCGAUCGGCGACCGCGCUGGAGGCGGUCGGUCGCGCGUGAGUCGCACGCUACUCGCGGUCGGGGCAGCCGUAGCGCUCGCACACUAGCACCGUUCCACACUUACACGUGCUUGAAUCUCUGGUAGUCGGGUCGCGGCCGGACGAAGCGAACCUUGCUUGCACCCGCCUAGAGCCUGAGCGGUCGAUGCAGGCGCGACGUUCGUGAGAUAGUUUCCAAACGGUCACACGCGACUAAAUAACUUCAGUAAACAUGUAGAUGUAUCUGUACUGCGUUUGGAUGCGGGUAGUUCGUUAAUGGUAAACGGGCAGUUGAAACAAGUCUAUAUCAUUCCUAUUUAGUGUGUUUUACAAUGUCGUGCGGCGUGGGGCGCCGCGGCGCGCCACAGUAGCAUUGCUCUCUCGAACGGUCCCAAUCACAAAUUGAUACCAGUGACUUGUUGUUUAGAUUGUCUAAAUCGUCUUCAUCAUUUCCUUUACUUCUAGUAGUUACUUAAUAAAAUACUCAUAGUGCGCGCGAGACGUGGCGUUAGAAACGAAUCGAUACAUUUAACAAUAUAAAACGAAUGAUAUUAAACUACCAAAGCUACUGAAAUUAUCUAUCUCAAUUUAUAUUCCUAGUUCGCUUUAAAACGUAGGUUUAUCGGCAAGAUUCCAAUUGUUAGUUAACUGUUACUUAUCAUGAAAUUAACUUAGAUUAACUUUAUUCGAUAAUUAAUAAAAAAAAAUGUAAAUCGUCGAGAUUAUCGUUGGGUAAGGUGGAACUGUGUUAGGGGAAGGCAAAGAUUUCUGUCAAUUAACAUUUAGCCUAAAUACUUACCGUUUCGGAAUGGCUCGCUCGUUGUCGUCACGCCGUAUAUUUUCGGAUCGCCCGUUCCACAUUAAUUGGACGUUACAGCAUUAUGUUUAUAAUAUCUGUAUCUUUUACAUCAAUUUCGUGGUCGAACUCGAAAAUAUCUAUUUAAUUAGAACCGAAUUAUUCGUUAAUGAAUUCAUUUUCAAUCGAAAACCAAUCAACACGGUUACGAUAUCAAACUUAUUAUCUUGUUCGGUAUAUCUUUAACGUUCGUACUUUUCCACUUUUACAAAACACUUUAAUAACAUUAUUCAAAUUGAGAUAUUAUCGGUAUAUUCUACUGAAACGGGACUCGAACUAAAUUUUGUCGUAUCAAGGCAUAUGCGGACGCCAUUACAUUAAUAUGAAUGUUAUACAACGAGAGGAGAUUCCGAAACGUUUUCGUACUUAGAUGACGUGUGUUGAAGGUGUAAUUUCAUAAGAAAUUGACUGAAAAUUGGACUGAGUAACGUAGUUUAUGUUGGUAUCGGCCUAGGCUAUGAUAGGAUAAUGUAGUGCGGCGGACGGCAUGCUUCUGUAUUUCUAUGAUAAGUUAAAAAUUCGACCGUUGAGGCGAGCGGACAAUGUCCACGUCGAAUUACCCCGAAAACUAGACAUUGCGGGUCCGGGGCAGUUGGCACUGGGGUGUGCAGUCCCUAUGAAAUACUAUUGCACGUUAGCGGCUAACCGCUCGCCUUGGCUUGUCAAAAAAGUAGUGAUAAACUUUAACGAGGAUGAUGUGACUAUUAGUAUGUAGUGACGAGCCUAAGGACACGGCUAGGAAGGUGCGGAUAUCUCGCAACAGCGUUACAGUCAAACAGCCUAGUGUCAAAAACAAUUACGUCGGGUAGUUACGUUCCUGUCAACGCAGUUGUAACAAAAUUCGCGCCUUUUUCGCCUUGGACCGUAGGCCAAAAACGUGUAUCUAAUUUGUAAAUUUAUUUAUUUUCCAUAGAGAAAAGUGUAUUUUGUUAACGUUUUAGUUGAUGUUUUUUUAUUAUUCUCUUGUCCCUAUUAGUUCCAACCGAAUGUAGAUAUGUAGGAUUUCAUACGCUUGUACUUUUAGUGAGCCAAUUUUAAUUGUAUUAUAUUUUUUUAAGUCUGUUCAGUAACAAUAUGUGCUUUGUAUGCGGUUUGUAUAGCGUGUAAUUGGUGCAUUUGCAAAUAUUGUGAUUGAAUGGAUUACAUACGGUAACAUUCUCUUGGUGAUGUCCCUCGCAUACAGUUGUGUACACUUGUAGCCGACGUCCCUUGGUGGCCUAGUUUCCACGUCUCGGAUAUUCGCCGAAAAAAUACAAGGUAUUUAUCUAAUUAACGCUUCUUAAAACUGUUCGGUGACGAAUCGGACUUUCAGACAAACAGGAAAUCAACGAACGAAUUUCUCACAAUGGUGAUAAUGCGAUAUCAAACGAAUAUAUUCCCAAAAAGAAGUGCGUAUCGUGUACAGUUAUUGUAAAUUCACGCAUAUACUUAAAUAGUAAUUGCCUUUCGCGAACAGGUGCAAAUGGCGACACGCGCUGUCCGUCUCUUUAAAGUGCUUUUCAUUAUGAAAUUAUCGAUUGUUAUUCACCUCAGUUCUUAUGACUUUUAAAAGUUGGGGUGAAAAUAUGUAACGCUUUAGUCCUUUACCUUUUUAAUUAAAAAGAAAUCGGACAUCCCUCUGCUCGAAUACUAUGUUAUUAAGAUAUGUUUGCUGAACGUCCAAGGGCGUCGGAUAUUUGCAACAAGCUUUAUGAUUGUACCUACGUAUGUUAUACGAAUGAUAAUUCGAUUUUAUUUAUAUGUAUGUACUACUAGGUGUCAUGAAAGCGACAUGAAAUUAUGUAUUUGAACGAAGCAUUUACUCGUCUUAAAAUAAACUUCGAUACAUAAAAAAUAUAUUACAAAUUUUUUGUCGUUUUCUUAAUAAGUCAAUAAAUUAUUAUAUCGAUUAUCUAAUUAAUUGUAAUUCACUCGUUAUUAUAUUGUAAAUUAAAAUACCAAUCGAUCUUAACGUUUAGUUUAGCAAGCAGUAUUUCGGUAUUGUAAAAGAAUAUGGUUCUCCGUUACAGUAUCUAGUUUUGUAGUUUUUAUAUUUGAUGUAGCGAAUGUAAGAAAAUUCAGAAAAAAUUGGCGAUGUUUUUUAAUCUGUACCCAUCUGUAACGCGAUGACAAUAUAAAAUGACAGAAUACAAUGAUAGCAAACUCACCUUUUUUCACUGCCAUGAAAUAAAGACUUCAAUUAUGGAUUUGUCAUCUUGUAUACAAAGUUUUUACAUGAAUGCAUUGUCUAUGGUUUCGUCUUUCAAAUAAAACGGGUAAGAAAUUGGGAAAUCCUUAAUACUGAUUUCAUUAACACAAUUACGUCAUUGUGAGUUUGCAUAGCAUCGUAUCAGUGGAGGUGUAAAAAUAUGAAUGUAAUAUUAUUAUAAUGCCCAUGUGCCAUAAUUAGACCCGCUCGGGUUGACCUACCGAAUCAUACAUUGUUGCAGUUAAUAUUUCUCAAUUUCAACACUUCAAAGGGAAAGAGGAAGAGUGACUUGAGCUUUUAAAGAAAAUUAUCUAUGGUCACGUCUUUCCGCGUCCAAAAAUAGUCUAUAAAAUGAACUCUGUGAAAUGUUUGGAUGCGGCAAGCGGUUUCUUCGGCUCUGUCACAUAUAUAUCCUAUGUAACUCUUUUUCCUUAAAAUAAGAACGUCAAGAUGAGUCAAACAGUAUUACUUAAUUAAUUUCGAUACCUUUACAAUAAUUAUUAUGAAUUAUCGUGUUUGCUUAGUGCAUUUAUGUUCAAUUUAAAAAUCAUAAAAUUUCUCAUUAAAAUAACAUUUUUGAAAUCAUGUCUCGAGAUAACUCGUCUAAAAUGGAAACAUAUUUGAAAUUCACAUUUUUUCACCCUAAUACUUAGUGCUACCAAAAGAAAGAUUGAUCGAAACAUUUAGACAAUAACUUUUUACAGCCUCUUAUACCGAGAAAUAAAUAAAAUGAUUCUAUA
Molecule: messenger RNA, 5299 nt
Organism: Manduca sexta (tobacco hornworm)
Lineage: Eukaryota; Metazoa; Arthropoda; Insecta; Lepidoptera; Sphingidae
Gene: bnl
Product: fibroblast growth factor 22
Exons: 5
Coding region: 710-1537 (275 amino acids)
Biological process (GO): fibroblast growth factor receptor signaling pathway; positive regulation of protein phosphorylation; positive regulation of gene expression
Cellular component (GO): cytoplasm
Molecular function (GO): fibroblast growth factor receptor binding; growth factor activity
Source: RefSeq, a predicted model, not a curated record